Meyerozyma guilliermondii ATCC 6260 is the source of this 633-nucleotide messenger RNA. It is a transcript of the gene ADE8, whose product is annotated as phosphoribosylglycinamide formyltransferase. Lineage: Eukaryota; Fungi; Ascomycota; Pichiomycetes; Serinales; Debaryomycetaceae. Gene Ontology annotation, molecular function: phosphoribosylglycinamide formyltransferase activity. Gene Ontology annotation, cellular component: cytoplasm. The coding region runs from base 1 to 633 and encodes 210 amino acids. Gene Ontology annotation, biological process: 'de novo' IMP biosynthetic process. The transcript has a single exon. The record is from RefSeq and is a predicted model, not a curated record.
AUGGCUCCCCAGAUAUUAGUAUUGAUUUCUGGAUCUGGUUCCAAUCUCCAGGCACUUAUAGAUGCUCAGAAGCAAGGAGUGUUAAAGGGUGAGAUAGCUCAUGUCAUAUCGUCGAAUGACAAAGCGUAUGGACUCACUCGGGCCGCCGAGGCAUCGAUUCCUUUUCAAUCACAUUGUUUGAAAAAUUACUACAAAGGAACAACUAAAGAUCAGGUGGAGGAGCGUCGAGUAUUGAGGGAAAAGUUCAAUGAGGAUUUAGCACACAAAAUUAUUGGUAUACAUCCCGACUUGGUGGUUUGUGCUGGAUGGAUGUUAAUAUUGUCACCUGGAAUUUUGACUCCUCUCGAACAAGCUGGCAUCCCUAUAAUCAACUUACAUCCUGCUUUGCCCGGAGCUUUUGACGGUACUCAUGCCAUUGAAAGAACAUGGAAUGCAGGACAAGAAGGAACAAUUACUAAAGGUGGAGUAAUGAUUCAUCGAGUAAUUGCCGAAGUGGAUCGUGGAGCCCCAGUUCUCGUUAAGGAAAUUGAAUUGAGUCCACACAAGAGUCUCGAAGAGUACGAAACCAAGGUUCAUGAGGUGGAGCAUGUGGCCAUAGUGGAGGGCACGAACAAGGUGUUGGAGAGUAUAUAA